This is a messenger RNA of Penicillium subrubescens, 1812 nucleotides long. RefSeq names its product Zn(II)2Cys6 transcription factor. NCBI's taxonomy places the organism in Eukaryota, Fungi, Ascomycota, Eurotiomycetes, Eurotiales, Aspergillaceae. Bases 1 to 1812 code for a protein of 603 amino acids. The record is from RefSeq and is a predicted model, not a curated record. The transcript is spliced from 5 exons. Gene Ontology annotation, molecular function: transcription cis-regulatory region binding; DNA-binding transcription factor activity, RNA polymerase II-specific; zinc ion binding. Gene Ontology annotation, biological process: regulation of DNA-templated transcription. Gene Ontology annotation, cellular component: nucleus.
AUGGAAGAGCCAAGCGGAGUCCGUUUACCGAAGGCCUGCAGGACAUGCGCUAAGGCCAAAGUUCGCUGUGAGCCCCAAAGUGGAGGUGGCCCUUGCAAGCGGCAAAACUUCAAGCUAAGAGCUUCUAGAUGUCGUCGUCUCAAUAAAGACUGUGGGGGUCAGGCCCCUGGGGCUCAUCGGCGACAAAACUCCAAACCUGCUACCUCUGAGGUUGCUGCCUUGGAAGCUAAAUUAGAUCGAAUGGUCGCUUUAUUAGCUACUUCUGAGCGAAUACCCAAGGAUCUCGCAUCGGAUAUCGCGAUGUCGCCUGAGUGCUCCUCUGGCACGGCUAGGAGCACUGAUGCACCCACGCCAGUGAAUAUGGACGGACAGGCUCUGUUAGAGACCUAUGCCAAGAUGAUGAUCCCGAUGUUCCCGUUCAUUCCAAUACCAUCCCAUAUGAGUGUCGAAGAGCUACGUCGGGAAAGGCCAUUUCUCUAUCUGAAUAUCUCCAUGAUCACCAGCCCGAAUCCUGCACGCCAACAAGAGCUGUCCAACACUAUCAAAAAAUAUUUAGCCGACCGUAUAAUUAUGAGAGGCGAACGGAGUUUAGAUCUUCUUCAAGGUCUACUUGUCCAUCUGACUUGGUUCAUUUCCGUUUCGCGUUUACACCAAACCAACUUUUCUGGUCCGAUCGACGGCCCUGCGCCUAAUUCAAAUCUACCCCCAAAGCAACCUACUCAAGGGACAGCUCAAUUGGACGCGUUUCUACACCUUGCAAUGGCACAAACAAUCAGUUUGGGUCUGAAUCAGGAUCCGAGCAGCACGAAGACUAUGAAUCAGCCUAUCGCAUACCUAAGUCAGGUUGAUCUCCAUCGAGAUCGAACUCCGUCUCGCACAAUGGAAGACCGCCGGACCUACUUGGGGUGCUACUAUACAAUGAUGAUGUUAUCAGUCUGCGCCAAAGAUAUGGAAUCGUUCCGUUUUACGAAAUACACGGACGAAUGCUGCAAAAUAUUAGAUGAGUCUCCCGAGUUACCUUCUGACAGGUAUUUGGUUCAACUCGUGAGAACUGUUCAUCUUGCCGAGAACAUCAAUCAUACGAUUACUGUGGACGAGGUUCACCCAGCGCCAAGCCUGUCAGCUCCGCUUAGUAUGAGCUUGAGAUGGCAUCAAAUUGAGCUGCAAAAGCUGAGGGAUUCUUUUUCAUGUGACCAGCCCCACGCAUCCAUAUUAUCUUUCCACUACGACACACUCGAGAUGCUGCUCUAUCACAGCUCCCUCAGCAGGGAGAUCUCAGACACCGACUACGGAAAUUAUCCUGUAACACGGCUCGAUAUCCUGUAUCGCUGUCUCGAAGCCACAAAGUCCUUUUUCCACCAUCUAUACACCCUUCCAGCUGUCUAUUUCCGCUUCCUCCCAUUUACAAUAUCCAGCCAAUUCGGUCAAGCAGUUGUCACAUUAUCACGAUUGACCCUCUACCAAAGCGAGAACGGAGCUUGGGAUACUACGUACGUUAAAAACACCAUCGAGUUCGAUCAGACUGUCGAUACACUAGGACAGAAAUUGGAUGAAGCUCGAGCUCUGCUUGAGCAGGAUCAGUCAUCUUCCACUGAGCCACCCGAGAUUUUCAAGAGACUCGCUACUAGAAUAAAGAUGAUGAAGGAUAUGCAUCGACGAAGGCAAGAUGCCCAGGAGAAGACCGCGCAGUCACAGGCUGUUGAGCAUCCUUGUGAUAUGAAUUACAUGUUCAACAUGCCGGCUGACUUUUUCAUUACUGAUGCUGACUUCUUCGACUUUGCCGAGUCUUUUUACGCUGCCGGUGUUAUGUGA